Messenger RNA from Baudoinia panamericana UAMH 10762, 2433 nucleotides. RefSeq lists its product as uncharacterized. The record is from RefSeq and is a predicted model, not a curated record. Lineage: Eukaryota; Fungi; Ascomycota; Dothideomycetes; Mycosphaerellales; Teratosphaeriaceae. Gene Ontology annotation, molecular function: actin binding. The coding region runs from base 1 to 2433 and encodes 810 amino acids. The transcript has 4 exons.
AUGGCGUCGGCGGCCAACCCUGGGACGAGCAUUAAGGACAUUUUGCCUCUGCCUGAGAUUACAGAUCCCAACAAACAUGAAAUCGCGGAUACACUCCACGAUGAACCCAGCGCAAGUCAUGCCUUGGCGGUAGCGGAUCACGAUGAGAAGGGUGCCGCCCAGCAAGACCACAAUGCGGAAGUCGUGGACUUGGGCUGGAAUGAACCCGACGACAAGAUCGAGAAUCCGCUCAUUGGCGGAAUGUCAAAUGCGGAUCUAUGGAUUCUAAUUAGAAGAUUCAACAAGCAAAUUUAUCAUGUGACGGAGUACCCAUAUCCAGUUCCGGGCGGGCUGGACCUCAAUUAUGCGGAGCAGGAAGAGUUCUCGCCUGACAAACUCCGUGCGAACGUUGAGCGCCUGUAUAUGACUGUCGGCGUCGGCAUGAUGGGCUUCGGCAAGCACAUUGCCCGAUUGCGGUCUUGGCGGGAGUGGGAACGAACGGCAGCCUUUUGCGCCGCCUACACCGUCGCCUGGCUUCUCGACAUGCUAACUCCCCUCUUCGUAAGCACACUAAUCGUGCUAAUCAUGUAUCCGCCAUCUCGCGAUAUCCUAUUUCCCCCAGCCCCACUUGCCCUCGUUAGCGGGAAGACUGGUGGCGUGCAGAAACCGAAAGCCGGUGUACUGGGCUCAGCAGACUCCAUAACCGGUGCUCCUGAGAAACACAAGGGUGAGGCUGUCGAAUCUGAGGCAAGCAACUUCGUCAACAGUCUCGCAACCAUUAGCAUUGCGGGCGCUAGCGGGAAGCAUCCUGAGCAUGAUGCGUCGACAAUCGAAGGUAUGAAGGACAGCGAUACUCCUAAUGAUCGCGUUCCUGACCCUACCGCUAUGGCGUUCUCAGCAAGCGAAGCCCGUGUACGUGCCUCCGGCGGCAAAGUCGCCCCGCAUCAUGACAAGACGAAAGUACCGAUGGAGACCACUAUGUGGAACAAGAUGAGACCGAUCAUGCAUGGGUUAGCCGCCACCGCUGACGUGUGGGAGCGGUUUGGGAACGCGCUAUCACCGACGCCACCAUUCCCGCAAGAUGUUUACCGUCUUCGCCUGACGGCCCUGCUUGUGCCUGUUCUAGCAGGGUCUCUGUUCACCACAAAUUACAUGGUCAUGAAAGGUAUAUCGUUUGGCGUUGGUUUUGGCUUCUUUGGCGAUCCAGUUAUACAACCUGCUGCAUCAUGGCUAAAUCGUACCUUUCCUGACUGGCAGAAAUUGCUCGAACUGCGGAACACUAUCCUUAAGGGGGUGCCGACCAACGCGCAGCUCACACUCACCCUCCUCCGCAUCGGAGAGGCCAACAAAGCGCCACUACCACCACCACCACACUCGCACGAGCCGCCGGCGGAGCAGCCAAUGCACGUCACGGAUGAGCAUUUGCGCGCCGCUGGGUCCGAUUACCCAAUGAACGCCACACGCGAAGAGCUCAACGAAGCCAUCAAGCACGACCCAAGCGUUCCAGGCAAGACAAAUACCGGCGAAGUGGACAUCAACAAAGACAAGACUCAUGGCAAGAAGGGCGCUAAGCUCAUGGCCUUAUUCAAGAGUGCUGCCAAGGGCACCAUCACCACCGCACUCGGCGCCGAUCACCUUAAGGCUAAAAUAGGCGAUGAGGGUGCGAAGCAACGACUCGGCGUCAUCCCCGACCAGCGCGAGAAUCAUCUGACUGGACCGAUCGACUUCAAGGGUCGCUUCCACGGUAAGAGGGGUCAUGUGUACAUCAGCACCAAAGCCACUAUCCCGUGCGUGUCAUUUUCGCUUGACAAGACGAUCGGGCCGCAGGGUUCGAAUGAGCGGACGGCAGAGGAGUUGCAUCCCGUCUGGUCUAUUCCGGUGGCGGAUAUUAAGGAGCUGAAGAAGGUCGGCGGGCUGGGAUGGAAGGCGAAGUUGGUGGUGGGUUGGGCGCUUGAUCGCGAGGUGGCGGAUGGCUUGCAGAUUACUGAUCGGCAGGGCAAUUCGUGGGUGAUUACCGCGAUGGUGCUGAGGGAUGAGCUGUUCAAUCGGCUGAUUGCUAUGGGUGGGCAGAAGUGGGAGGCGUGCCUAGUAGGCACCGGCUCCGUCGACCGCGCCGCCAUCUUCUCCGCCGACGGGACCUCCGCAUGGGCAACGAGCCCCAAAUUCAACAUCCAGCCGAAAGAGAUGCAAGAGAUCGUCGCAGCUUACCGAGACCCGGGGAAGGACGGCGUUAAGCAAGUGCAGAGUACCGGGUUGCAUGUGGCGGGAGAGCGGUUUGUGGUGUUGAAGGCGGAUGAGAGGAGUAUUUAUGGGAAGAAGGGACGAGAAGGCAUUGUGAUUGUCAAGACGAAGCAGGCAUUACUCGUUGCGCAUUAUCCGGAGAGUGUGCAGCCCGGGACGGCAGCAAAUACGGUGGAAACACUGGGUGACUAUCUGAUCAAGGUGGGCUACUGA